AUGGACCUUCAGGUGCGUUCAUUCUCAUUCAGUCUUAAUAAGAUCCCUGGACAUAUUAAUGUACACUCAACUAUAGUAAAUAUACCAAUCGAUGCACACCAUGGAGCCGACGAGUCGAAUCAGCCUGAGGCAGAGAGUUUGAAUGCGUACAUUUCAGAUGAGCCAGUUGCAGAUGUUGACCAGUGGAUGGAUCUUGAGGAGGAAGAUGGCUCAGAACAUCGACACAAUGUUGACGACAUUCAGACCGAGUAUCACCCUAACUCUGGAAUCCCAGCACAGACACAAACAUUCUCAACAUUUCAGCGCGACCUUUUGCAAGACCCACCAACUCCUGAUGCGCAACCUUGGGCGCCAUUUCGAUGUCGGCUGGACUUUGAGGUAGCUGAACUUGCUCAUGAAGCCACUCUCAGCCAGCCUCAAAUUGAGCGGCUAAUUGACCUUUUGCAUCACUCGAAGCAGGAACCUUUCAGCCUGUGCAACUACAAAGAUAUUCGGAACAUGUGGAGUGCUAUUUCCCAUCGUCUAACACCAUUUCAAAAGCGAACAAUUCGAGUGCCUUACGAUGGAGUUGAUCAAGAAUUCACUCUCUACUACCGGGACUUAUGGGACUGGGUGUGCGACCUUCUUCGCGAUCCUUAUCUUGGCCCUCAAUUUACCUUCGACGCUCAACACCUGUCAAAGUUUGACGGUAAUACAUUUGUGAGAUUUAUUGACGAGCCUUGGACUGUGGAUACUUUUUGGGAGGCUCAGUCAGCUAUGCAAAGCCAUGCAAAGCCUCUCGCAUUCAUCCUCUACGCAGAUAAGACAAAGUUGUCUUCCUUUGGUCGUGAAAAAGGCUACCCUGUGAUUGCCUGUAUUUCAAACCUCCCUGCAUCCAUCCGAAAUGGUGAAGGCAUUGGUGGCGGUCAAGUUGUCGCCUGGCUCCCCAUUGUCAAAGAUGAUCCCUUGAGGUCGGGAAAACAGAAAUUUGCGGAUUUCAAAGCUGCAGUUUGGCACGAGUCCUUCAAGCGAAUACUCAAGUGUCUUAGAUCGAAGAGGAAAUGUGGUGGAUGGGUGGAAUGCAUUAUGUCCCUGAUCCGUGGAGUCAUGGGCAAAUUUCCAUGUCCAAUUUGUUUGGUUCCGCGCGCCGAGUUGCAUAACCUGUUGAAGACCUGGCCACUUCGCACACGUCACGAUGCUGUUUGCUUGCUCAGGAAGGCAAGAAGGAAGUACACCAAGGCAAACAUAACUCAACAGAACUCUCUCAAUCUAUCAAAGCUUCUGGACAUCUUUCAUGCCCUUUGUUUUGACCGCCUACAUACUCACCAUGAAGGACUGUGGGGAAAACACUUGUGGAUCGAGCUGCAAAAAUGUGUCAAUGAAGUUGGUAGACACGCUGCGACUAAAAUUGAUGAAGGGUUUGCAGUAGUGCCAAGGUGGAGGAAUCUCAACCACUUCAAGGAGGUCAUGGGAGUUAGCUUCGCUGAUGGGACAAAGCAUGAAGACAUAUUAAAGUUGAUUCUGUUUGUUGCCCAUGACGUACUCGAUCCUGAAACACACAAGUCUGGAUAUCUGCUCCUUCAAUGUAUUCGAGCCCAUUUAGAUGUAGACAUGUUCGCAGCUCUUGAGGUUCAUACCACACAGACCCUUGCUGCCGGUCGAGCCACUCUUGACGAUUGGGAUUUUCCAAAAUAUCACUUGGGCGUUCACCUUUUUGACGAUAUCAAGGCCAAAGGCAUCUUACGUGCGGACCAUUGGAGCCUUGUAUCUGCAUGGAUUCGCUAUCGCAUCAACGACCUUGAUGCCUAUAAUGCAAGGAAAGAAGCGAGUGAUCUUGAUGAUUCAGAUUCCGAUGAUGAAGUUCUGAACGCGCCUGGACCGGAGUCCAGCUUUCAUAUCAAGCUUGGUUCAUCACACCUUGAAGACCCGGCAUUUCAUCAGUUUCAUACCAAACUUAACCGCUUUCUCAACAUGAUACCUGUCAUUGCACGAAAUGGACAUGUUGCACUUGAAUUAAGUGCCAAUAUAGUAACAGAAUUCCGGUACUUGAAAGCAAACUUCGAGUCGAUGGUUGAUUUUUGGACAUCGACAGACUACCUCCGCUGUUCCCCGAUGUUUCACAAUGCCCCAAGAUAUGACUCCGUCAUCAUCAGGACUCAAGACAGGAUCAUCUUUGGUCGCUUGAUAUUCAUAUUCACGUGCUUAGUUGAAGGCACAAGUCACCCCAUGGCUCUUAUUCAACCUUGUGAUGCCCCCAUUCAAAAUCGACCUUUGAAGGACAGGCUCCUGGGUUUAUGGCGAGUUGGAGCUCAACCUCAGCAUAAGAGUGAGUUUAUUUUCACUGAAUCGAUUAUCAGGGGGGCGCUGUUGCUUGAGGAUCGCUCUCAGCCUGGUGACUUCCUUGUUGUCGAUUCAAUCGACACUGAUAUGUUCCUUCACAUGAAACUUCACAAAGACUCCCAUGUAUACUGA
This is a messenger RNA of Suillus plorans, 2451 nucleotides long. RefSeq lists its product as uncharacterized. The transcript is spliced from 13 exons. The record is from RefSeq and is a predicted model, not a curated record. NCBI's taxonomy places the organism in Eukaryota, Fungi, Basidiomycota, Agaricomycetes, Boletales, Suillaceae. Bases 1 to 2451 code for a protein of 816 amino acids.